Messenger RNA from Purpureocillium lilacinum, 1869 nucleotides. RefSeq lists its product as uncharacterized. Gene Ontology annotation, molecular function: DNA-binding transcription factor activity. NCBI's taxonomy places the organism in Eukaryota, Fungi, Ascomycota, Sordariomycetes, Hypocreales, Ophiocordycipitaceae. The record is from RefSeq and is a predicted model, not a curated record. Gene Ontology annotation, biological process: regulation of DNA-templated transcription.
AUGCAGGCGACGUCCGAUCUUCCCAUCCUCGGUGUCCAGCAGUACGGUCUCGAAGGGGUUUUUCCUACUGAGCAGCUAGAUGCCCAGCAAAGGGUUCCCAGGUCAGCCAAGCGUGCCACGGCGGCGACCGGAAAGCGGUCCAAGCCUGCCGAUGCCGCAGACCUGAAUACCGAUGGCAACGACAAUGACGAGGAGGAGGGCAGGAAGAAGCGGUCCAGAGGCCGGCCGCGGCUCGACACCAAGGACGAAACGGCUGCGGACCGCCGGCGCACCCAGAUCAGGCUUGCGCAGAGAGCUUACCGUCACCGCAAGGACACCGCCAUCUCCUCACUCGAGCAAAAGGUCAAGGAACUCGAAAAGGCCAACGCAGCCAUGAGCAAGGAGUUUGGCGACUUUUACAAGCUCCUCAUGGCAGAUGGUGGAAGCGCCUCCGCUCCUCAAGUUGCCCUUCGUCUCAAGUCACUUGCGGAUAAUCUCCUGUCGCCGUCAACGGCUCAGGAUGGUUCGGCCAGCAGCAAUAGGUCUCCGUCUGCCGACACCGAGGACCAGCCAGAUCCCCAUCUGCCUGGCCGACAGAAUUCUGGCUCCAGCUCUGAGUACUCGAGGUUCGAGCCACCUCCAAUCACCACCCACCACCAUCAGCCGUAUUCACAAGGUGCCUCGGUCGAUAUCUCGCCGUCCGCUCCCGCCAUCCACAUGCCAAGCUCGUUAUCCUACGAGGUUGUCACGCAGCCCACCCCCAGCAACGCCAGCUUCCCGUUCUAUGCUUCCAUGGAACCAUCUUCAAAUCACUUCAUUGGGCACUUGGCCAGCCCCGACCCCUAUGCCUCGCUGCCACCACCGUCGACAUACGCUGCCCACGAGGCAACAUUCGGCCGUCGGGUCCAACGAGCCACUCUGGAGGCUGGGCUGCGCCUGAUUUCGAUGGCCAACCCGCCGCCAGAGCGAUACGCUGCCGUCUUCGGCUUUUGCCUAUUUUUCGAAUCCCGCGACGCCAUUAUUCGCCGUCUUAGUCUGUCUCUGAGCCGGACCCGGCAGGAGGGGCUUAGCCACUGGAAGGCUCCCUUUACCAACCUCGGUGGUGCUGGCACUUUUUUCAUCGAUAAAUCAAGCGGCGUGCCGUCAGUGGAUGGCUCAGAUGACGGGUCGCUGCCCAUCGGAAACCAGGGUGCCCGUGAAUUCUUUCGGCCAACUGAGAUGACGGGGUUUUCCAUGGGUCCGUUCAGUGCCGAAGUCGAAGCCACUCGCGACGACCGGCUAGAUCAUCGCAUGCGCAUGCUGUAUCCCGGCUUUGAGGGCAAUUUCUUUGACGCGGACGAGAUCGAGACGUAUCUGCGCCACAUCGGAAUCACCAUACCGCAGAGUGCCGAUUUUGUCGAGGCCGAGGUCAUCGUCGACGAGCUGCAAGACGACACAUCGCCAGUCCCGAGACACUCUGCAUCUCGCGAGCCUAGCACGUUUGGGAACGCAAGCAUGCUGUCCGGCGACUCUGGCUACGGGAGCGUUGACAGCGGGCCAGCCGGGGCUGGGACUUGGGGGAACAACAGCCCGGGGUCCGCACACCAUGGGCUGUCGGCGGCGGAUAUACAGGCACACACGCGGCCGAUGUCGACCGUGCUCCACAACAUUGUGACAACGGGAGCCAUGGACUUUCCCAACAGCCUCACAUCCUUCAUCUGCCCUCCUGGUCUGGAAGGAAUUUGGCAGCCGACGCCGGCCUGGUCGAGGGCCAAGAUCACGGUCGAUGUGAAUAUGUUGGUGAAUGAAAUCGUUGGUACGUCAGUAUGCCUGGGAAGGACACCUGGCGUGCGACGAAAGGACGUCAACCGAGCCGUGAAGCUUGCUGCCGGACUGGUUGCCGCUCACUAG